AUGAGGUAUUUGCCACGCCUCAAAGAUGGCACACCAGCGCCAAUGUCUUGGCCUCUGGCCUUGUAUCGACGGCUCAAUCACAUCGCUUGGCCGCUGGAGGAUGGCGUCAGUCGUCGAGUGGUGCUGCUCGAGCGCUUCGUCAUCUUUGUGGGAUUCCUGGUAUUCUGCCUGCACAACGAAGUGGACAUGCAUUAUUGUCUAGCCAAUAGAAAGGAUAUCGACAAGAUGCUCACGGGCAUGCCCACGUAUCUGGUGCUCUUCGAGCUGCAGAUCCGCUGCUUUCAGCUGGCCGUGAAGAAGAACGCGUUCAAGCGCCUGCUGCAGAAAUACUAUGCGGAUAUCUAUGUAACGGAGGAAGCGGAGCCUGUGAUCUUCGCUCGCAUACAGAGGCAAAUGCUGGCCACUCGCCUCAACUCGGUGGCUUAUCUGAUGGCCCUGCUGAACUUCUUGCUGGUGCCCGUGCAGAACAUAAUUCACCAUCGCAGGGAAAUGCUCUAUAAGCAGGUCUAUCUCUUCGACAACACGAAGCUGUAUUUCUUUAUACCGCUAAUCUGCGCCAACUACUGGGUGGGCAUUAUCAUAACCUCGAUGCUCUUCGGGGAGCUGAAUGUGCUCGGAGAGCUGAUGAUGCACCUCAAUGCGCGCUACAAGCUGUUGGCACGAGAUCUGCAUCGAGUGGCAAAACAUUUGCUGGAGAGCGCACACCCAGCCGAGAUCUCUGCGAAAUAUAGAACAGCAGUCGUCCAUAUACUGCGACGCAAUGCGGCUUUGAAUCAAUUCGGCGAGCAAAUGGAAUUGGAAUUCAGUUUUCGUAUAUUCAUAUUGUUUGCUUUCAGCGCUGCUCUGCUGUGUGCCAUGGGAUAUAAGGCAUAUACGAAUCCAUCGGCCAAUAUUGUUUACAUCGUGUGGUUCGCAGCGAAGCUCUGUGAACUCUUAGCUUUGGGCAUGCUUGGCUCGAUUGUCUACACAACAACGGAUCAGUUGAGCCUUAUGUACUACAGCUGCGAGUGGGAGCAGAUCAUCCACAAGUCGAGCAAUGCAUCUGAAAAUGUUGAACUUAUGAAGCUCAUUACAUUGGCCAUUGCAAUAAAUUGUCGCGCUUAUUGCUUAACGGGCUUAAACUAUUUUCGUGUCACUUUAGUUGCCGUGCUUAAGAUAAUACAAGGCGCUUUUUCAUACUUUACUUUUCUAACUUCGAUGCGCUAA
Molecule: messenger RNA, 1206 nt
Organism: Drosophila mojavensis
Lineage: Eukaryota; Metazoa; Arthropoda; Insecta; Diptera; Drosophilidae
Gene: Or74a
Product: odorant receptor 74a
Exons: 4
Coding region: 1-1206 (401 amino acids)
Biological process (GO): sensory perception of smell; detection of chemical stimulus involved in sensory perception of smell
Cellular component (GO): plasma membrane
Molecular function (GO): odorant binding; olfactory receptor activity
Source: RefSeq, a predicted model, not a curated record